Messenger RNA from Diaporthe batatas, 4200 nucleotides. RefSeq lists its product as uncharacterized. The transcript is spliced from 2 exons. The coding region runs from base 691 to 2202 and encodes 503 amino acids. Lineage: Eukaryota; Fungi; Ascomycota; Sordariomycetes; Diaporthales; Diaporthaceae. Gene Ontology annotation, molecular function: protein kinase binding. Gene Ontology annotation, biological process: signal transduction. The record is from RefSeq and is a predicted model, not a curated record. Gene Ontology annotation, cellular component: cytoplasm; nucleus; nucleotide-activated protein kinase complex.
GUCGACCUCAACAGUACUAGAGCUGUCAAGUACACAACGUUUCUCUUGCUUGACUCUUUUCGUUUACUGUCAGCUUUAAUGGUCGUGUGCUAAACCCCAAGCAGGCUGCCCAAACUGAGUGGCAGACGCCACCGUUCUCUGCAGGUCACUAGCUCGGACUGGCCCAGGGCGGGUGUUGCUUUCUACGGAGUACCUAGGUAUUGCCUUGGUUGAGCCGGGUCAAGCCAAGUCAAGAGGUCAGAUCAGGUCAGGUCUAAUCUGCCGCAACCCGCCAGCCUCGGCCACUCACCUUUGCACCACUUGCACCUUCCCUCUCACCGUCCUUGUCAUCACCCUCGUUGGACUUGAGCUUCGCCUCGCCACGCCCUCACGCCUUGUCGCCUGGUACCCGGUACUGUACCCUGGCCCAUUACACACACACCAAGCAUCCCCCAACCCCCAGCCAGCCUAGCCUGCCUGCGUCGUGCCUGACUCGGCAGCCCCAAACAAUAUCCUAUCCAGCUCAGCUGACCCGUCGACAUAUGGACUAAAUACCAUCAUCUGAUCGAGGUCUGAUCCAAGAGUGGCCCGCGCCCUUCCUUGUGCCUGUCGUGCCUGUCGUGCCUGUCCUAUCCGACCCCCGUCUUUCCUUUUUUCCUCCCACGCUGCCCUGCCGCAUCCCACGCCCACGACCAUCUCCUCUCACCCACCAUGGGGAACAACCCCUCCACAUCCAAGCAGGGGACCCCCACUCCCUCCGCUUCUGGCCACGGCCACGCUCACGAUUCCCCGAGGCGCCACCACCACUCGCUCUCGCAGUCCUCGCAGCCCCAGUCGCAGUCGCAGUCGCAGUCGCACUCACAGUCGCACUCACAGCCAGCAAGGGACCGUGACCAUAACCAGAGGGCCGGCAACGCCGCGAGGCUGCCCAUCUCCGUCCGCAACACCCGCGAGGCCGUGCCCGCCCAAGCCUCGCUAGCACAGGCCCAUGGCUCGACCGACAUCAAAAAUUCCCAGGCCCUCCCCAUCACCUCCCUAGCAGCCUCGCCAGCCGGCUCUACAAAGUCCAGCACAGCCGCCACCAGGGCCUCAGAUCCCUCAAAGCCCGUCCCUGCCAAGCCAGCCCCCGACGCCGAGCCCACCAGGCCUGUCGACGUGCCCGCCGCGAGGGACAUUGCCCCGCCAGAGCCGACCUCACCCGUCUCCCCCCUCGACGCCGCCGAGGCCGCCCUCCACGCCCACGGCAGCAUCUCCGACAUGUCCUUCAUCGGGCGCCCGCCGCGCAUGCCCCUCCCCAUCGAGGAGGAGGUACACACCCCCGGCUCGCCCAUCACCGCCCCGGACGAUGACGGGGAGCCCGUCGAGUCGCUCGACCUGACCGGCGUGGACGGCGACAUCGUGCGCAAGUCGUCCAACCUGAGCACCACCACCGUGGACGAGGACGACGCCGAGGAGCUGCGCGUGGACAAGACCAGGCCGACCGUGCCCACCCGCCUGGAAUGGCUCCGGGGAGGUGAAAGGGUCUACGUGACCGGUACCAUUUUUCAAUGGAACCGCAAGCAAAGGCUCCAUCCUGUCGAGGGCUGCCCCGGCGUCUUUGCCACCACCAUCAACAUCCUGCCCGGCACGCAUCACAUCCGCUUCCUUGUGGACAACAACAUGCAGACGUCGCCGGACCUGCCCACCACUGUCGAUUUUGGCAACAACCUGGUCAACUACAUCGAGGUCAGCCCCGACGAUGUACCCGCGCCCACACAGGAGGCGGCCCGCACCCCCCAAGAGAGGGAGGACAAGCAGCUCGCCGAGGCCGAGGAGCAGAAGGCCCGCGCGCCCAAGGACAAGCAGGUGCUCCCUGUCGAGGCCUUCUCCCGGGUAUAUCCACAGUACCUGCUCGACUACGACAAUGAGCCCGAGGACUCGCCCAUCUCCCAGGCCGCGGCCGCGGCCAUCGAGAAGCUCCCCACCCCACCGAGCCUGCCUGGCUUCCUCUCGAAGCCGAUCCUGAACGCUGCCACCCUACUGAAGGAUGACAACAGCGUCCUCAACAUGCCCAACCACACCACCCUGAACCACCUGGCCACGAGUAGUAUCAAGAACGGGACCCUGGCGGUGUCGGCGACCACGAGGUACAGAGACAAGGUAAGAAGCCCACUGCACUGUCGCAAUCCAUACCCGGCCGAAGUUGCUGAUGUCCAAGUAGUACGUGACCACCAUCAUGUAUAAGCCGGUCCCCGGGCACGAAUAGGCCGUCUUUUGCGUUGAUAUUUAAUGGCCAUCUCCUUUGGGUUGGAGUUGGGGAACUGGCAGGCUAAGCAAGGGUUGAUACCCUCAUCGGGGGUCCGGAAUGGCAUUUUAUGGCGGCUUUGGACAUGGGAUAGUAAAAGUCGUCGGUAGCGGUUGUACAUUCCUAGGCGUGGAAGCUGAGCGUUGGCAAAUCAGCCGAGCGCCGUAAAUGUAUCUCGGGUCAAGGGAGGAAACCCUGGCGUCAUCAGACCAUCUUGUGCGUCGAACCGCCGUCGCCUCAGACCCUCCACUUGACAUGUACCUCGUCCGUCCGGAAGCGCUGGGUGACGGUGGUGUCCUUGAGAGGGGUGCGGAAGCCGCUCUCGUAGGCCAGCAGGCCGGCAUGGGCGAUCAUGAUGCCGUUGUCGAUGCAGAACCUCUCGUCGGUCGCGUAGACGCUGCCGCCCCGGUCGCGCGCCAUGGCGCCCAUCAUCUCCUGCAGCCGGACGUUGGACCCGACGCCGCCGACGAUCAGGACCUGCUGGCUCCCGACGUGGGCCAUGGCGCGCUCCGUGAUCUCGACGAGCAUUGAGAAGACGGUCUCCUGCAGGCUGAAGCACAGGUCCUCCUUGGUGAUGUCGACGAGCCGCCCCUCGGCGGUGGUGACCUUUUUCCCCGCGGCCAUCUGCGCGGCGAGGUCGUCCACGCGCGCCAGGAUCCCGCUGAAGGAGCAGUCCAUGCCCUUGACGGCGUACGGCAGGUCGUGCAGCACGUCCCCGCUCGCCUUCUUGGCGAGCUGCUCGAUGUUGUACCCCGGCGCCGGGUCGUUGGGGAUCAUGAUGGUGCGCGCGAACCGGUCGAGGCAGUUGCCGACGGCGAUGUCGAGCGCCUCGCCGAAGAUGCGGUACCGCUGCUCCGCGUACGCGAUGACCUGCGUGUUGCCCCCGCUCACGUACAGCACCACCGGGUCCGCGGCGCCCGUGAUGCUGCGGCCCAUCUCGAUGUGGCCCACGCAGUGGUUCACGGCGACCAUGGCGUCCUCCUUGCCCCAGAGCAGCGCGAGGGUGCGCGCCCCGACCGCGACGCUCGUCAGCGGCGCGCCCAUCCCCGGCCCGCCCGUGAAGGUCACGCAGUCGAUCUCGUCCCUGGGGCUGGUGACGCCCGCGGCGCGCAGGGCCUCGAGGGUUACGGUGCAGAACUGCGCGCGGUGGUGCGCCGCCGUGUCCUUGGGGAGGAAGCCCGCCCCCGGCGGCGCGUUGUACGUGUGCCGGAUGUUGGAGAGGACUGUUGCUGUCGGCUGCGUCGUGCUUGGGAUGGGCGGGAGCGGGAGGGCGUGGCUUAUCACGCCCACGCCUAGCUUGUUGGCGCUGCCUUCGCACCCUAGGGCUAGGAGGCGGGUGCGCUUGGUGGGUGCCGCGGGGGCUGGGGCCGCGGGAGUCAUGGUGAUGUGUGCCUGUGUGUUGUGUGUGUGUGUUGUGGGAGGUGGGUUGGGCGCGCCGCGGGGCACGGAUGAGCUCUCCGGUGAGAGGGGGCAGCUUCUUUUUUUUUUUUUUUCUGGCCUGUGCCUGGUUUCCUUGGAGAGUCGGUCGUUCGUUCGGUGCCAAUUUCGCUUGGGGACAGCGUGCCGACACGGUUGCUGCGACGGUUCUGUGCGGGCUCAGGGGCAGAGUGGCAGCGUGCUCGUCGACGACGUCUGGUGUGGGCGUGUGAAGCAAGUAGCAAGUAGCAGUGGUCGUUGAAAAGUGGACGCGGGGUUCACGUCACCGGAUCGGCGACAGGCAUUUGUGCAGUCCCCAUCCGCUCGGCGCCGGAAAUCAGGGGUCCACAGCAGCUUGGACAGGGGCGGCCCUGGCCUUCCUUCUGCAACGGGCAUUCCUUGGCGGGCCGGACUGAUGCUACCUUACCCCUGCAGCUGCACGUUCAGCCGGGUCGGUUUCCUAUUCUUACAUACGACGACUCUAACCCCAUCCAUGUCGCCCAUCUCAAUCCGGUUUCUUU